Molecule: messenger RNA, 282 nt
Organism: Aspergillus fumigatus Af293
Lineage: Eukaryota; Fungi; Ascomycota; Eurotiomycetes; Eurotiales; Aspergillaceae
Product: ubiquinol--cytochrome-c reductase subunit 7
Biological process (GO): mitochondrial electron transport, ubiquinol to cytochrome c
Source: RefSeq, a predicted model, not a curated record
AUGCAGGCAGUCAAGCUGAUUAUUCUCAGAUUCGAUGACCUGAUUCCCGAGGAGAGCGACGUUGUUCAGACUGCCCUUAAGCGUCUUCCUCCCAAGGAAGCCUACGACCGCGUCUUCCGUAUCCGCAGAGCUUUCCAGUGCUCCGUUUCCCACACCCUCCUUCCCGCUCAUGAGCACACCAAGCCCGAGGAGGACGUCGAGUACCUGAGCCCUAUCAUCCGCGAAAUCGAGAGGGAGAACAAGGAGCGUGUGGACCUCGACACCCUCGUUGUUAGACGGUAG